Mus musculus (house mouse) is the source of this 1035-nucleotide messenger RNA. It is a transcript of the gene Mageb6b1, whose product is annotated as MAGE family member B6B1. The coding region runs from base 1 to 1035 and encodes 344 amino acids. The record is from RefSeq and is marked inferred. The transcript has a single exon. Lineage: Eukaryota; Metazoa; Chordata; Mammalia; Rodentia; Muridae.
AUGCCUAGAGGCAACAAGAGCAAGAGCCGAUCCAGGGCCAAAAGGCAGCAGAUGCGGGGAGAGAAGCCUAAACUCCAGGGUGCUCAGCCCACUGGGAAGGAGGAGGGGAAAGCAGCAUCUCCUGCUCUUGACCAGGGAGAUGGCCCCAGCUCCUCUGAUAGAGGCACUGCUCAGGAGUCCCAGGAGGCUGCAUCCCAUAUCUCUCCUGAGUUAAAUGUGUCUCAUCCAGUCCAUGAUGUUGGUGCUGAGGGUUCCUUUGCAGGUGUGGAUGAGAGACGUGCAAAUGUCUCCAUUAUAGCAGAUGCCAUCCAAUGUGCACGCAGAGAUCCUCUGACCAGGAAGGCCAGCAAGGUACUUCACUAUCUGCUGGAGAAGUACCAAAAGGAUGAGCAACCUGUAGAGGGAGAGAUGCUGAAGCUGAUAGGCAGGAAGUACAAGGUUCACUUCCCCCAGAUCCUGGAGAAAGCCACCUAUCAGCUAGAGCUCGUCUAUGGUCUGGAGUUGAAGGUAGACAACCCUGCCACUCACUCCUAUGUCCUUGUUAGCAAGCUACCCAUCCUCCCUGGGGCAGAUGUGGGUGGCAGGAGAGAAUUGCCUAAGACAGGUCUCAUCCUGACCAUCCUGGGUAUGAUCUUCAUGAAGGGCAACCGUGCCACUGAGGAAGAGGUCUGGCAGUUUCUCCACAUGCAGGGGAUAUAUCCUGGGAGGAGGCACUUAAUUUUUGGGGAGCCCCGGAAUUUCAUCACCAAAGUGUUAGUUGAGCAAAAUUAUGUGGAGUACCGCCAGGUUCCUGGAAGUGAUCCCCCAACUCAUGAGUUCCUAUGGGGUCCCAGAGCCCAUGAGGAAUCUACUUACAGGAAAGUUAUGGAUAUUUUAGCUAAAAUCAAGAGUGCCAUUCCUAGUUACUAUCCUCAACAGUAUGAGGAGACUCUCAGUAACCAGGCUGAGAGAGCAGCAAGGAGAGAUGAGGCUGGGGGUUUUCAUGCUGCCAGGAUUCCCUCACAUGCCCAAGCUAGCAGCUCCUCCCACAUUUAG